AUGACGCCUAUAAAGAAGCCACAGAGUUCGUACCUGCUCUUUUGUAAUGAGAAACGCAAGCAGGUAAUGGACAAGAACCCGGGCAUUCGUAUUGGUGAGAUUCAAAAAAUUAUCAGCGUCCAGUGGAAGGAACUUCAACCCGAAGAGAAGGAAAUUUACGUCCAAUUGGCAGCCAAGGACAAAGCACGUUACCAGCAGGAGCUACUGGACAAUCCAUUAAUUAAUGACGAACCUACAGCCGAGGAAAGAAUGACACGUGACUCUAAUGUCUGUAUUUAUCCACUGGGAAGAGUGAGAAAAAUUGUACAAAGUGAUCCGGACGUGGGCAAAAUUUCAAAGGACGCAUUGAUUGCAAUCGCAAAAGCGUCGGAAUUGUUUGCUCAGUUUCUAGGCACAAAGAGCUACGAACAAGCGUUGUACCGCAACAAGCGGCAGAUCAAGACAUCGGACGUGACGCGAACAAUUCAGACAACGGCUUCGCUCGAUUGGUUACGUGAAGAUUUUCCAGACGUGAAGCCCAUUCAAGCAGUUGUUACUGUUGAAAAAAAGGCGAAGAAGGACAAGAAAGAAUUGCCUGACACUGCAUCUUUCUUUAAACCAAGGACGACAGGAGAGACAGAUUCCGCGGAGUAG
Messenger RNA from Peronospora farinosa, 633 nucleotides. The record is from the annotation of a GenBank genome assembly. Lineage: Eukaryota; Oomycota; Peronosporomycetes; Peronosporales; Peronosporaceae.